UCACAACGGACUAGACUGAAGUAUCGGUACUGUACGGUAUUGUACUCGAGUAGGUUGGGGGUGAAAAAAAUGGUGGGAGGGAAGGAGGGAAGAAAAGAGGUGUUUAAUUUACCCCUCACUACACCCAACUCUCGAUUCCGGUUUUUCCUUUCCUCCCCUACCUACCUACCUACCUACCUACUUGAUUAUAUUUUUCUUCUUUUUUGUCCCUUUGCUUUCUCUCCCUUCGUCCCGUUCCUCCUGGCGUCCCGAGGCUCACCUAUUUAAGGUAAUUCGAUUCCACCACUUUUUUUUUCCUUCCUGCUCAUCAUCAUCAUCAUCAAAGCGGUUCUCAAGUCAAUCUAAGCUCUCGAUACCGACACAAUGAGCCUUUCCAUUUCUUCAGUUUCGACAAAGCCCUUUGGUAAGUUUGCUCACUUGUAUUACGGCUAUUAUUAGGGCUCCCCUCGCGUCAUAGAUCAUAGCUAACUCGAUCACUUGCUACCAGAUGGCCAGAAGCCCGGAACGUACGUUAUUGAGCUUUAAAUACCCGAGACCCAGGCUAACAGGAGCUCAGCUCCGGACUCCGAAAGAAGGUAGCCGUUUUCGAGCAACCAAAUUACACCGAGAACUUCGUUGCGGCACUUCUCCAAGCUAUCCCCGAGGGAGCCGAAGGAUCGUUCCUUGUCAUCGGUGGUGAUGGCCGUUACUACAACCCUGAGGCCGUCCAGAAGAUUGCAAAGAUUGGCGCUGCCUAUGGUGUCAAGAAAUUGCUCAUCGGGCAAAAGGGUAUCUUGAGCACCCCAGCUGCUAGUCAUGUUAUCCGGAAGAGAGAGGCCACCGGAGGAAUUCUGUUGACUGCUAGCCAUAACCCUGGUGGUAAGUUAAGCUUCGAUUGUAGGUGAAAGAUAGGGCUGGGGCAAGGGCUAAUUGAUGAUAGGGCCUAAGGAGGACUUUGGAAUCAAGUACAACUUGGCAAAUGGCGCACCAGCUCCUGAGAAGGUUACUGAUAGGAUUUACGAAAUCACCCAGACAAUAUCAGAAUACAAGAUUGCUGAUAUCCCUGAUGUAAGCCCCCCAAUGCAUCCACAGAAGGUCCGGUAGCUAAUUCAAUUAGAUUGACCUGGAAACUAUUGGAACUAAGACUUAUGGUCCUCUAGAGGUAGAAGUCAUUGAUUCUGUCGAGUGCUAUGUCUCCUACAUGAAGGACAUCUUCGACUUCCCUCUAAUCAAGUCUUUCUUUUCCUCAAACCCCAAAUUCCGAGUGUUAUUCGACGGUCUGCACGGUGUCACCGGCCCAUAUGGGAUUGCCAUCUUCCAGAAGGAACUCGGGCUCCCGCCCAACUCUACACAAAACUGUGUACCGCUCCCCGACUUCGGUGGUGGGCAUCCAGACCCUAACCUCACCUAUGCACACUCCUUGGUUGCCGCUGUAGACAAGGAUGGUAUCCAAUUCGGAGCUGCCAGUGACGGUGACGGUGAUAGGAACAUGAUUUACGGAGCUAACGCAUUCGUAUCGCCGGGUGACUCUUUGGCUAUUAUCGCCCAUCAUGCAGACAAGAUCCCAUACUUCAAGAAGCAGGGCGUCCUCGGAUUAGCUAGGAGUAUGCCCACCUCCGGUGCCGUCGACCUUGUUGCCAAGAAGAAGGGAUUGGAGUGCUAUGAAGUCCCCACUGGGUGGAAGUUCUUCUGCAACCUCUUCGAUAGCAACCGGCUGAGCAUCUGCGGCGAGGAGAGUUUUGGGACUGGAUCGAACCACAUCAGGGAGAAGGAUGGUGUCUGGGCUGUUGUAGCCUGGUUGAACAUUAUUGCUGGCGUCGCUAAAGAUCUACCAGCUGGCGAGGAACCUUCCAUUGCUAAUAUCCAGAAGGACUUCUGGAGAGAAUAUGGCCGUGAGUUACUCUCGGACUAUGUGGUAGCCGAUACGUAAGCUGAUUAGGGAAGGAACUUACUUCACCCGUUAUGACUACGAGAAUGUUGACUCGGCAGGAGCUCAAAAGCUUGUAGGCGCCUUCCAGGAAAAAGUUGAUGACAAGUCAUUCAUCGGCAGCGAGAUUUCCGGAAGGAAGGUUACAGAUGGUGGUAACUUUAGUUACACCGAUCCUAUCGACGGGAGUAUCUCCAAAAACCAAGGCCUGUACGCCAAAUUCGACGAUGGAUCGAGAAUUGUUGUCCGGCUAUCCGGGACCGGGAGCUCGGGAGCUACCAUUAGAUUAUACCUAGAGAGACAUGAAGCGGUAUGCUUGGAAUCAAUUUUGCGGUGGUUGGGCUGGGGCUAACAUUAGUUUUCUAGGAUGAGGGCAAACACCUACUGGAUGCUCAAGACUAUCUCAAGGAAAAUAUCAAGCUCGCUGUGGACUUCUUGAAGUUCAAUGAGUUUGUCGGAAGAGAGAAGCCUGAUGUUAUGACUUAAAGAGGUAUUGCGGGUACGGCAUGGUUUAUGCAUACAAUUCGUGCUAAAAAAAAAAAAUCCACGUGUAAUAUUACCCCCGAGCAUCAUUAACACCUUAGCAAUUGCCUUUGAAUUGAUAUCAGAGCCUUGAUUCAACCAUGCUGCCCUUUAUGAUCCACCGUGAUGUUUUCCGAAGCACCUCGGCGGCGCACAACGACCUGACGGGUAUCGGGGGUGGAAGUUUUCCCCACUCUGCACGAGAGCCUGCUAACCGAUGAACUCUCAAAGCGAUCCCCCUUUAGCGAGUGAUAGGACGUGAUAGCUAUUUGACUGCCCGGGACGCAACUCGUCUUACUUGCCUGAGUGUGAGAGAUCUGGGGCCGUGCAUAAAUCUCGCACAGGUCUCGAGCCACGAGUAGGGCUUGGUGUCCGAUGUCUUUGGCGGCCUUGAACCCCGACUGCCUUAAUCCCUGGAAUAGGGUUGUUCCGAACAUAAAAACUCGGGUCAUGCCAUCCCAUCUAGGUUUCAAAUUGCCGAAACGUUGCAUCCCACAGCUCGGCACUGAGAUGUACUGUACUCGUACCGUACAGUAGACUGCCGUAUGAUAUCGACGUUACAACCCAGAAAGGGUC
Tuber aestivum (summer truffle) is the source of this 3004-nucleotide messenger RNA. Lineage: Eukaryota; Fungi; Ascomycota; Pezizomycetes; Pezizales; Tuberaceae. The record is from the annotation of a GenBank genome assembly.